Aspergillus nidulans FGSC A4 is the source of this 1209-nucleotide messenger RNA. Its product is annotated as putative RTA1 domain protein. Lineage: Eukaryota; Fungi; Ascomycota; Eurotiomycetes; Eurotiales; Aspergillaceae. The coding region runs from base 1 to 1209 and encodes 402 amino acids. The transcript has 3 exons. Gene Ontology annotation, cellular component: membrane. The record is from RefSeq and is a predicted model, not a curated record.
AUGGCCAACGGGGAGCCUAUUCUCUGGAGUCUCUACGUCUACUCCCCAAACAAAGGAGCGCCGGUCUUCUUCACCAUCGCCUAUGUGGCCUCUGCCGCAGCGCAUAUUUGGCAGUGCCAGUACGUACACUUUACCUUCGAGCCCAUUGGCCAUCUCCUGACUGCAGUGACACUCUUCAGUCGAUACCGGUCCUGGCGGCUGCUCGGUCUCUACCCCCUCUGCGGCGUGCUGUUUGCACUCGGCUACGCGUUGCGGGAAUACGGAGCGUACCACUAUCUAUAUGAUGAGGAAAACUCGACAGUUUUGAUUGCUUUUAUUCUGAGCCAGGUGUUCAUCUAUGUUUGUCCGUUCGUAGAUUACUCCUGGGUUACUAUCACCCGGACCAAUCCACUCACUGACUUACCUAGGCCACUGCUUGAACUCGCCAACUACCACGUUCUCGGCCGGAUAUUCCACUAUGUACCCCAUCUAACUCCCCUACCCCCCAACCGAGUGACGUCCACUUUCGGCGCGUUGAUGGCCCUGAUAGAGCUACUGAACGCCCUCGGUGUCUCGCUCUCGUCGAACCCGUCUUCGUCAACGAGUCAACAGAAUAUUGGGAGUCAUCUGACCAUUGCUGCGCUCGCGAUGCAGCUUGCGGUGAUUCUAUCCUUUGUCGUCCUCGCGGGAAUAUUCCACUGGCGGCUCACCAAAGAAGUGAUUCCCACCAGGAAGGCCAUAUUGCCCCUUUACACGCUCUACAUGAGCAUGUCGCUCAUUUUCAUCCGGUGUAUCUACCGCCUAAUCGAACAUACGGGGCAUACAACAGUGGAUAUUAACGAUAUGGAAGUGCUGAAGUCGUUGACCCCCGUCCUGCGCUAUGAGUGGUUCUUCUACGUCUUCGAAGCAACACUCAUGCUGCUCAACAUGGUGCUAUGGAAUGUAUGGCAUCCUGGGCGUUAUUUGCCGGCAAAUGUUAGAGUUUAUCUCGGGAGGGAUGGGAGGGAGGCUGUACGGGAGGAAGGCGAAGAUACAAGGACAGUGCUCGCAAAGACAGUCUCCGCCUUGAGCUUUGGGGUUCUUUCUAAAAGAGUUUGGCGAUGGUACCUUGACAUGCUGAGAAAGCGCGUGGUGCCAGUCCCAGGUCAGGGUCAAUACAAGAAGCAGCAGCUUCCGAAGUCGGCGCUUGGCAGCUCUAGCAUAUACGGAGUUACAGAGAUUGAGACUUGA